CCCGGCCUGGAUGUUAGUGCUGAGUGUUGCCUCCCAGAUAGUGAAGUCGCAAUCACCUAAGAUGGAAGCCUUGGGUCUGCCUGGGUCCCUGCUGCCGCUGUGGUCACUCUCCCCGCCCCUGCCCGUGCUGCAGCCCUCAGCCCCGACCUCACCCUCAUGAACUGCUCUGACGUGAAGGAUCACUUGGUCAACAUGCUGCUGAAUAGUGGAAAGUGUGACGGUGGUGGCGGACAAGAUCGCUGGCCCUUUCCACCUUGGCCAUCCACCUCUACCACGAGUUGGCCCACCAAACACUCCACACCAAGGUUAACAAGGCCAUCAAUGUGCUCCAGGCAUACCUCAAGAGCCCAUCCAGCGCUGGGCCCGGCCACUGCAAGCCUUGUUGGGUCAAUGUGUGGGAAAUCAGCCAAGGUGGAGUUUGAGUCGGUCGGCCUCAACCAUGAGGGCUGUGUGAGCGGCAGGCUGGCCGUGAGCCUUCCUGGGAGUGCUGGGCGGCCUGGUGCCCCGGCUGAAGGCAAGCGGCCUCCCUGAGACACCCAAAGACUGGCUGACACAAGAUCUUGUGCUGGUACUGGUGUCUGAAGGCUGUGCAGUGGUGCGGACACAGGCUCAGAGUGCCCAGGUGGACCAAGAUGCUGGUAAGUGUUGCAGCUGACAGAUUACUGACAAGGGAACAGGCAGGGAAUAUAAACAAAACAGACAUGGUAGUUAUAAGUGUGGCCAGUGUCGCCUCUUCUUAUUCUU
This is a messenger RNA of Eriocheir sinensis (Chinese mitten crab), 744 nucleotides long. RefSeq lists its product as uncharacterized. The transcript has 5 exons. NCBI's taxonomy places the organism in Eukaryota, Metazoa, Arthropoda, Malacostraca, Decapoda, Varunidae. The record is from RefSeq and is a predicted model, not a curated record. The coding region runs from base 157 to 531 and encodes 124 amino acids.